Messenger RNA from Dicentrarchus labrax (European seabass), 3236 nucleotides. RefSeq names its product ras-related protein Rab-40C. The transcript has 6 exons. Lineage: Eukaryota; Metazoa; Chordata; Actinopteri; Moronidae. Gene Ontology annotation, biological process: intracellular signal transduction; protein localization to plasma membrane. The record is from RefSeq and is a predicted model, not a curated record. Gene Ontology annotation, molecular function: GTPase activity; GTP binding. The coding region runs from base 538 to 1416 and encodes 292 amino acids. Gene Ontology annotation, cellular component: plasma membrane; endosome; synaptic vesicle.
UACCAGGAAGUUCCAACACAGUCAACUUGUCUGCUCGGAAGCUGAAUGUCCCUCGUCGGCCUCUUUUUUUAAUGUUUUAUAAACAAAGUGCAACAAUCGUAUUUGGAUUGAUAGAGUAUCGUUUUAAGCAGGACUAAACAACCUAUCUUUUUCAGCGUAUCCUCUGUGCAAGAAUGCGUUAUCAUCGUCUGUGGGAGCUAGCUAGCUAACAAGCUAACAGCUAGUUAAGGUUGUUUUGGUUAUUAAUGUGAACAUUAAUGUGACAUCGACUCAGUCUGGACUCUCCUUCCAGUGCGAAUAACGUAGCACUGGUUUGUUUGCCAUAGUCCACUUGAUUCAGGAAACAGUCGUAUUUGUUAGACGUUAAAAACAACAUAGUUUAUGUAAAUCUUCGGUAAUGUCCCGGCUAACUGCUUAGCUAACGUUAAACGGCGUUCGCCUACCUUUAGCUACCACUGCUGGGGACCGUCUGGUUGUCCCUUGCCCCGAACAGUGGACGUCUGGCGAGCUUAUAAAGCUCUCUCUGAACCGGAUCCAAUGCGUGGGAUGAUGGGGACCCAGAGUAGUCCUGUCAAGAGUUACGAUUAUCUCCUGAAAUUUCUUUUGGUGGGAGACAGCGAUGUCGGAAAGGGAGAAAUCUUGGACAGUUUGCAAGACGGAUCAGUAGAGUCUCCCUAUGCCUACAGCAGUGGGAUUGAUUACAAGACCACCACAAUUCUGCUGGAUGGGAGAAGAGUCAAAUUAGAGUUAUGGGACACAUCAGGGCAGGGCAGAUUCUGCACCAUCUUCCGGUCCUACUCUCGUGGAGCACAGGGCAUCCUGCUCGUGUAUGACAUCACCAACGGCUGGUCGUUUGAUGGCAUAGACCGCUGGAUUCGGGAAAUUGACGAGCAUGCCCCGGGUGUACCCAGGAUCCUGGUGGGCAACCGGCUUCACCUGGCUUUCAAGCGGCAGGUGCCAACAGAACAGGCCAGGGCUUACGCAGAAAAGAACAGCAUGACUUUCUUUGAGGUCAGUCCGCUCUGCAACUUCAAUGUCAUCGAAUCCUUCACGGAACUUUCACGCAUCGUGCUGAUGAGACACGGGAUGGAGAAAUUCUGGAGGCCCAACAGAGUCUUCAGCCUCCAAGAUCUGUGCUGCCGUUCGAUCGUCUCCUGCACGCCGGUGCACCUUAUUGACAAACUGCCCCUCCCUGUGGCCAUCAAGUCCCACCUCAAGUCUUUCUCUAUGGCCAACGGCAUGAACGCAGUUAUGAUGCACGGACGCUCCUACUCAGUGGCCAACAGCGCAGCUUCAGGCGGAAGCAGCGGCGGAAGCAAAGCCAACAGUCUCAAACGCUCAAAGUCCUUCAGGCCUCCACAGAGUCCUCCAAAGAACUCGUCGUCAUCCUCUAAGGGGAACUGUAAGAUUUCAUAGUGAAGGAGCAGACUAAUGGUUGCCUCCAAAGGGCCAGUAUUAAUGGUGUUGUUGCUCCAAAAGGUCACAGGGCCACAGAUGAGCAUGGAGAGCUACCCGCAGUCUUCACCAGGAGCGGAUAUAGCUGUGAACUAACAUUGACCUUUGGGAACCGUCUUGGAUGGUUGGAUUGGUUUCUGUUGUCUUUGCGCUUGCUGGUGCCAUCUUGUGGAUGUCCGUUUACCCAUGUUCUCUUACUGCAGAGGUCCACUGUGAUCAAGUAGAACAAGAUUUUCCUGGGACCAACAGAUGUGAAUCAAGGAUUAUCACUCUCCUGUUAACACUACAAACGAGUGGAGGAACGUUAGCUGUCUUUUAUUUGGAAAAGGAUUGUUUGUUGUAUUUAAAGUUGGACAUGAAGUUGUAAAUAUACUGUAUGUGCUAGUUGUUUUGGUCUGUGUUUGGUAAUUAAUCCUGGAGGGGAACUUCUUAUACUUGUUUUGUCUUGAAUGUUUUGGGAGACCUGCUUUGGUGUCCAACUUCUUUGUGUGUCUUAUGCCCUUUGUCUAUUGCAGACAGUUCCCUUUGCAAUAUCAAGGGUGCUGAGCUACUUAUUUAAAACUCAGAUUAGUUAAAUUUUUAAUUAACAUUGGCUUAAAUUGAAUGUCACAAGAAGCUUCUCAGACAGACUAGUAAUAGAUGUAAGAGAGUUAUCUAUCCAUUGAAAAACCUUCUUAGUCUAGCCCUUCUUAAUCCGUGAAUCUGUCCGGCAAAGUUGAGCCAAGUUGUCUUGUUUUGAAGACUUCCUGUGGUGCCGCUAAAUUCCAGCUCAAAUGAAUUCCCCCUCCAUCUCCAUCAGUCAUUGGUAUGAACGUCUGUUGACUUUCUCAGGCCAUUUUUGCCUCUAAAUCUAAUCUCCUCAGUCGUAUCAUUGCUUCAAUUGGUUUAAACCACCAACAGCAUGAUCAGUUUAAAUCUGUCAACUCUUGGAGCAAUUCAGAGAUCGCUCGGUGCUGAUGAGGAAACCUUGUACAAACGCAGAUGUACAGAUUGUUUGCUCAGUUGUGGCAUUUUGCCUUCAGGAAGUGCUGCAGUCGUCUCUUGGUUGUUGAGAGGAAUAUUUUAAUUUGAUUGCUUUUUGGAUAUUUUAUGUAUAUGCUAUGUAUUUAUGAAUGUAUGACAGUAAUCAUCUGCUACUUUCCCGUGGCCAUAUGGUAAUAUGUCGGACUGUAAGAAUCAGAGGUGGAAAGUCAUAUCUGUUGCUGUAAUAUUUGAUAUUAUAUGAGCGUCGCCUCUUGGUUCAGUAUUUGUACUUUUGCUGCUGAAGUUAAUUAUUAUUUUCCAACCUUCUAAAGAACGCCUGUUUAAUAGGAGGAGUUAGAAAUGUAUUCUGGAUUUGCAAGAAUGUCAGAUGAACUUGAAGACUGCAGAAAGAGCUCAGAAAGUCUUGUUUAUUUAAUCAGAGCUACCUUUUCUUAUUCUUUUAAUAAUUGAAACAUCUACACAAAUACUUAUAUUCUGGUGUUUUCUUUCCACCUCUGAUUGUGCUGUAUUUCCACUUCAACAUUCCCCUGUCCUGCCUGUGUGUAUGUGAUAAGGUCAUCCAGGGCAUAAAAAAAAUGUGGUGCAUGUUUUCUACUGGCGCCUGUUUCAUGUGGUGUAUUGAGACCAGUACAAUAGGCUAACAGAACUCUUGAGUGAACAUUUAAAGCACUAUAUGUAAACGUUGGAUUCUGAUUGUUGCUCUCAGAGCUGUGUCUCUGAAGGUUUGGAUACGGGAUUGAUUAUAAUUUGUCUCCAUUGAAAACAGUCACCCAUCAAAAUAAAGGGUAAAACUACAA